AUGGGUCGAAGGAAGAUUGAGAUCAAGGCCAUCAAGGAUGACCGCAACCGCUCUGUCACCUUUCUGAAGCGAAAGGGAGGCCUGUUCAAGAAGGCGCACGAGCUUUCCGUCCUUUGCUCCGUCGACGUGGCUGUCUUCAUCUUUGGCAACAACAAGAAGCUGUACGAGUACUCGUCGACUGACAUGCGCGAGAUGAUCACCCGUUACACAUAUCAUGGCGGACCAACCGAGCACAAGGGGCCUUCAGACUUCAACGGCGGCAACGACGAGGAGGAAGAGGAAGACGACAACGGCACCCCGCCGAUCCGCGAGUCCAUGGAGCCCCAGAUGCUGCCGCCGCACUUCCAAGGCCAGCCGGGCUUCCCCCACAUGAGGCAUCACGAGCCAUCGGCCUCGCCGCCCAUCAACGGCAUGCACUUCCAGCAACACCCUGGCCAGCCCGGACCUCGCAGCCACACACCCCAACCCCAGAUGGGAUCUCGCCCUGCCUCCAGACAGGACAUUCGCCGGAUAGGACAGCAGCAGCAACCACCACCUCCCCCUCAGCAACAGCCUGUCAACGGCUAUGCCUUUAUGCCCAAUCCCGCCAUCUACACUCCGCAGAACCAGCAGAACAUGCAGCAGCACGGAAUGCCUCAGCAAGGUCCUCAGUACCCGGCCUAUCCCCCCAACCACCAGCAGCAGCCACAUCAGCCGCAUCAACAGCAACAGCAGCAACAGCAACAGCAACAACAUAUGCAAUACCUAGAGGACCAGCGGCGAGCCUCGAUGCCGCCAACGUACCCGCAGAACACGCAAGGCCCUCAAGUCUCACGGAUCUCGCCUUCACCUCCGCAGCCAAACGCGCAGCAGCUGCCACAACAGCACCAGCAGUCUUCUCACGUGUCACCGCCCCCGCCGCAACCACAGCAACUUGAACCGCAGCACCAUCAAGAAGGCGCCAUGCUCGCACCGACGGAGCCCGUGAAGCAGGAAUCUAGAGACAAGCCGCGCGCCCCGUUGCUGAACACAGACUAUGCCAUCAAAAAGAUGCCGCAGCGCAAGCAACACAGCAUCUUCACUCCGAUCGACGAAAACCGGUCUAUCCUGUCACAGCAUCUUGCUUCUUUUGCUGCAGCGGAUUCGUCGGCCUCCAAGUCGGACGCCGGCAUCAAGAUUGAAAGUGUCAACCGGUCUCAGUCAGUAGACGUUGGCGCGGUUUCGAGGACAAACGGCCACACCAGCUCGCCUCCGCUCCCUCAACAGUCCGAUUCCCAAGGACCGGGCAAGGGACGCAAUGUGUCCAUUGCGGCUAUUCCCGAAACCACUUUUACGCCUCCAUCGCGAUCCAACAGCAUGAAGCUUGGCAGCGUUGGCGGCGGCGGAGGGGCGCGGCCUCGCCUCCGAGUCGAAAUUCCCGACGAACCGUCUGACGAGCAACAGACUGCCACUGGUGCUUCCGAAACGCAGUCGCCACGGACGCAAGCUGAUCCCGCCGCAACACAAGCGGCCCGGCGGCCGGAAGGCCAGGCCUCCAACAUGGUCCUUCCACCGCCUUCCCCUUCUGCAUCGGCCUUGCUCUCCGCGGGUGCAACAGGACCGCCGAAUCCGUUCGCGCGACCGGCGCCGCAGCCAAACAACAACAUGAAUAUCGACACACCCGUCUCCGCCCUCCCGUCCCGGUUCCUCAACAACGAGUUCUUGCCCAGCCCAAGCAGCUUCGACACGUACUGGUAUCAGCGCGGCGGCAACGACAGCAACACGCUGCCGAGUCCGCUCAACUUUGCGACUCCCGUGGUGGGACAGGGCCCCAGUUUCCUGCGAGAGGACAACCCGCCGAUCGCCAAGCGCAAAACGCCUGAAAUCGGCAGCAGCGAAAGCACAGACACGGGCGGCGACGCAAAACGCCCCAAGGUCGAGUCCUAA
Messenger RNA from Verticillium dahliae VdLs.17, 1905 nucleotides. Its product is annotated as MADS-box MEF2 type transcription factor. Gene Ontology annotation, biological process: positive regulation of transcription by RNA polymerase II. The coding region runs from base 1 to 1905 and encodes 634 amino acids. The transcript is spliced from 3 exons. The record is from RefSeq and is a predicted model, not a curated record. Lineage: Eukaryota; Fungi; Ascomycota; Sordariomycetes; Glomerellales; Plectosphaerellaceae. Gene Ontology annotation, molecular function: DNA-binding transcription factor activity, RNA polymerase II-specific; RNA polymerase II cis-regulatory region sequence-specific DNA binding; protein dimerization activity.